Branchiostoma belcheri (Belcher's lancelet) is the source of this 804-nucleotide messenger RNA. RefSeq lists its product as uncharacterized. The coding region runs from base 265 to 804 and encodes 179 amino acids. The record is from RefSeq and is a predicted model, not a curated record. NCBI's taxonomy places the organism in Eukaryota, Metazoa, Chordata, Leptocardii, Amphioxiformes, Branchiostomatidae. The transcript has 5 exons.
UCAUUCUGACAUUAGCAUAAAUUAUGUUAAAGAUAAAUAAUUCUAUCUCUGAAAUGGGUGUUGAUAGCAUUGUCAAGAUUGAAGAGAGCUUUGGCCUAGGUGAGUGCUGUGUACAUCAUGAAUGUUAGGUGUCUAGGUGGGUCAUAUUCCUUAUAACUGCUUGCCAUUCCUAAGACUCUGAUUUGACAGUGCUUAAAUUUAAGUAAUGCAAUAUCGAAUAUUGAUGUGAAUAAUUUCAUAACAUUCAUCUAGCAAACAGUUCCGAUGCAUAGAAGCCAGGCACCGGGCCGAAUGCUUCAGAAGAUCCUGGACAACCAACAUGAAAUUCUGAAACGAGUGGCAAAGGUGGAACGGCAGUUAGAUCAUCUCCAGUCAGUCCAGAAUUCAAAGCAACGCCAAGCUGGGAAACAAAACAAGCCAACAGUGCCCAAUGAUGUCCGGAACAUGGUUAAAGAAGGAUACGACCAUUGUGUUAACACCGAUGGUAGAGAAAAGUGGAAUUUGGCCAAAGGAAUGAAGGCCACCUCAGCCCCAAAUGAUGAGACAACCAAGGCUGUCCUGGGAUAUGUUCAGGGACUCCUGCCUGGCUAUGCAGACAAAAUGGACAUCGUCAAAGCUGCUGUCGACACUUACUUCGAUAGUAAGAGGCGGGGCGAGAUGAGGGAACAAACGGGCAAGACCAACAAGCACCGUAAGCAGUGUGUCCGGAACACAAGGAUAGCUACGAAACUGGACCAUCGCCUGAAAGCCUUAAAGGCGAAGAAGUCAUACAAUACACUGUUGAAAAAUUUGCUGAGACACUAA